AGCGUGUGGGAAGGGUUUGUGAUGCCACGGCGUCUUGCGAUAGUUUGGGACGUUACAUUGGUCUUUGGCAUCAUCGGUGGCCUUUGGUGGAUCUCGCAACAGACGACUCCAAUGCUAUGAAUGCUGAUACUUGGCCUGUUGCUUCCCCUUUCGGUUUCUCUUACAGCCUCAGAGGCUUUUUCGGUCGAGGAAUACCCAUAUAGCUUCGGAAUCUUCAAUACCAAACUCGUUUACCAACUCUAUUCCCGCCUAGCCUUAUCAUCUUUGCCUCUUCGUUUUCUACCGCUUCGUGUCCUCCCUCCUACAUGCUCAUUCUUCCGCCUUCAACACCGCUCAUAUUGGUCCUACUCCCCACCCUUGCAGCUUCUCGUCGUUCUACAUCGUAUGAAGGGCAAAACAUCCGCCACCACCACUGCGAUAGAAGCCGGGAAUUGCGGUACCUCUCGUACCAGGCAUACAAAGUGGGCGACUGCGAGGGCCGUGAAGCCCACCCAAUGCGAUGAGAAUGAUGGCGUAUACGGCGGUAGCGUAGACGGCGGCGAAAUAGACGACAGCUGAAAGGAAGGCACCGGACGUCCUUCGCGUAGAGGACAGCAUCUUGUGGAGCCAAGCUGCCGAGGCAGUGAGGAGUAGAGCCCUUAUUCUCUGUUUCGAAUCAUUGGGGGGGGGAAUGUGAAUAGAAAAGAAGAGAAAGCCGGCUUCACGACCAGAAGACAAAGAACCAGUCGCAUCCUUUGCCCACCCUCAACCAGAAAACCCGAACAAAGCUUUCCCCUUCAUCUGUCCUUGUCGGCCUCCCUCCCUGCCUCCCAUCCACUCAACAUCUCCCACCCCUCC
This is a messenger RNA of Trematosphaeria pertusa, 837 nucleotides long. RefSeq lists its product as uncharacterized. Bases 121 to 558 code for a protein of 145 amino acids. Lineage: Eukaryota; Fungi; Ascomycota; Dothideomycetes; Pleosporales; Trematosphaeriaceae. The record is from RefSeq and is a predicted model, not a curated record. The transcript has a single exon.